AUGGAGAUCUUCGAAAACGCGACUCUACGAGAGGCCUCCGUGGGCCUGGAGCAAUAUGCCACGCUCCCACGCCUGGCAGUUGUCGGUUUGGUGUUUUGCCUAACAUUCCUGCUAUGGCGGCCACAGGCCAGCAGCCAGCCACCGAGCCUCCAAGAAGCGAUUCCCCUCGUCUCCAACACCUACCUUUUCAUGACCAACAAAGAGGCAUUCAUACGGAAGGCCGCAGAUUUUGUUCGAGGUAGAUUCGACAUUGUGCAGUUCCGCCUCGGUCUGAAGAAGAUAUAUCUGGUCACUGGCGAGAAGAACGUGCAGGCGUUGAUGAAGUCGACGCCAGGUUUGCGGGCGGAGACCGGCGUGGAGACACUCCUUGAGAGCGUGUGGGCGAUGCCUAAGGAGGAAGUCCAGCAUUGGCGGCUCGACAAGACUGGAAGGGGGAAGACACCCCUCCCAGGAACUGAGGGCUUGCCCGACGAUCGUAGAUUCUGGUAUAUUAGCCACCAAAUUUACGACAACUACCUCACUGCGAAAAAGUAUGCUGAUAACUAUGCACUAAAGUUCUAUGACAUCUUUGAGAAGCACCUAGAUUCUAUGCCCGUUUCGUCCGAGUGGUCCACUUUUGGUGUGUAUGAUUGGGUCAGGCACCAGAUGGCUGAAUGUGCGCUCAUGUCGGUCAUGGGAACUCACAUUAUCGACAUGAACCCUGGCUUUCUGGAUGCCCUGUGGGACACUGACCGUGUCACCCCGGACCUUGUCGCUGGGUUCCCCCGGUGGAUGAAGCCGGGACCAUACGACAUUCGCGACAAGUUCUAUGCCAUGGCGAGGAAAUGGGUUGAAACUUCGAUGGCGCAAUUUGAUUUUGACGGCCCGGACCAGGACGUCGACUGGGAACCGCUCUUUGGUGCCCGUGUCACGCGCGAACAGGCAAAGUGGAUGUCUCAGAAUCAUUGCGGAGAGACUUUAGGAGGAUUCUUCGGAACUUUUGCCGCUGGCGUAGUAGCCAACUCUGUUCCGGCAGCCACAUGGGCCCUCAUGGAAUUGCUGAAAGAUCCCGAGCUGUACCAAGAAGUCCGGGCUGAAGUCCAGACUGCCGUCGUCACGGAUCCGGAGACGGGAAAGCGCUCCAUGAACGUACCGAAGCUCCUGACGCUACCACUGCUACAGUCAGUCUACGUCGAGACAAUGCGUUUGCAUGUUUCGUACAGUAUUUUCCGCGCCGUCACCCAGCCCGUGACCAUUGGCGGAUACCAGAUUGAAGAGGGUGCCGCCGUCCUUGCCACGACAUGCAUAGCCCAUGUUGACGAUGCUGCAUGGAAUGCGCAGGGAACUCACCCGGCGUCGCAGUUCUGGGGUGCUAGGCACAUCAAGUUCGUUGAGGAGGUGGACGAGAAAGGGAAUAAAGCGACACUGCCUAAGUUUGCCAUGGCAGCACGCCCGAGCUCAUUCUUCCCCUAUGGCGGCGGUCAAUCAAUCUGUCCUGGUCGCCAUGUCGCAAAGCAGCACCUCCUCAUGAUGCUGGCAUUGCUGCUCGCACGAUUUGAGAUAGAAAUGAUUGAGUGGGUGAAUGGGGAUGGAUCUAAGUCUGACCGUGAGCCCGAGCAUGUCUCUGCUUAUGUCGGCGUGUUGGCCAUGCCUCCUGACCGUGACAUGAAGGCUCGAUGGAGGAAGAUGUGGUAG
Molecule: messenger RNA, 1674 nt
Organism: Neoarthrinium moseri
Lineage: Eukaryota; Fungi; Ascomycota; Sordariomycetes; Amphisphaeriales; Apiosporaceae
Exons: 4
Coding region: 1-1674 (557 amino acids)
Molecular function (GO): steroid hydroxylase activity; iron ion binding; oxidoreductase activity, acting on paired donors, with incorporation or reduction of molecular oxygen
Source: RefSeq, a predicted model, not a curated record